Molecule: messenger RNA, 351 nt
Organism: Sclerotinia borealis F-4128
Lineage: Eukaryota; Fungi; Ascomycota; Leotiomycetes; Helotiales; Sclerotiniaceae
Source: the annotation of a GenBank genome assembly
AUGUCCAAAGUAAAGGAGCUUGAAGAGAGCUUUAAAAAGUCCAGUGCAGAUUUCGACCGAAACGCUCUGAAAUUAAAGAAACAGAUAGAACAAACGCAGGAGGAGCUUCAGAAGUACAAAGACAAGAACGACAGACAUGUCACAGAACUAGGAAAGUUUCAAGAACGGCUCGUGAAUUUUCAGAAAGAAUUCCAGGAGACGGUUGCCGAACAUAAGGACUGUUACGGAUUGGUUGCUUCUAGUAAUGAAGAUGGAGAUGCCGAUGUGGAUUUGGAUGGAGACGAUGAUGGAGAUAGAGGUGUGGAUUUGAAUGGAGGCGAGGAUAUGGAUGGAAAGGUUAAGAAGUCAUGA